AUGUUGGCGGGGAAGGGGAGUUAUGGGUGGAAGGCGGCGAGGGCGAGGAUGCCGCCUUCGAGGCAGGUGUGGCAUGUUUUGAGGAGUAGAAGGGGGUUGUUGGCAUUGGGAGUUUUGGCGCUGAUGGUGUUGUUGUGGCGGAAUAUGGGGGGUGCCGGUCGGGGUGUGCAGAGAUAUAACUGCUUCGGCCCAGCGAAACCCCCCAUGCGCCUGACGCCCAACGAGAACGAAGAAUGGCAUGCCCAUAUGAGCACGCCCGUCAUAUUCAACCACCGCAAACCUGUCGAGGUCAACGAGAGCACCAUCGACCACGUAGAUCUCAACGUCAUCAAAUCCACCCCUCGAGCCGUCAGCAACCGCGAGCGCGUUCUGAUCCUCACCCCUCUCCGGGACGCAAGCUACUACAUUCUUAAUUACUUCGACCUCCUCACUCAACUCACCUACCCGCACGACCUCAUCGACCUGGGUUUUCUCAUUGGCGACACCACCGACGACACCAUGGCCAUACUCGCCAAAGAGCUGGAGCGCAUACAACAGAACAAGGAUAUAGCGUUCCGCUCCGUCACCAUCGUCGAGAAAGACUUUGGCGUCGCGACCUCCCAGAACGUGGAAGACCGACAUUCAUUCAAGGCGCAAGGACCACGGAGAAAAGCCAUGGGACGCGCAAGGAACUACUUGCUUUCUGCGGCGCUGAAGCCGGACCAUAGCUGGGUGUAUUGGAGGGAUGUUGACAUCAAGGAAAGCCCGGCUGGAAUCAUCGAGGAUUUCGUGGCGCAUGAUGUGGACAUCCUAGUGCCGAACGUCUGGUUCCAUCGGUACGAAGAGAAGAACGGCAAAAUGGUCGACAUUGAAGGGAGAUUCGACUACAACUCCUGGCAAGAAUCCCCCAAGGGCCUCAAACUCGCCGCCUCGCUCGGCAAAGACGUCGUCCUCGCCGAAGGCUACAAGGAAUACGACACGGGCCGCACCUACAUGGCCAGGAUGGGCGACCGGCACAAGGACCCCAACGAGCGGAUUCCCCUGGACGGCAUCGGCGGCGUCAACAUCGUGGUAAAGGCCGAUGUGCAUCGCUCGGGAAUCAAUUUCCCCUGCUACGCGUUUGAGAAUCAGGCCGAGACGGAGGGGUUCGCGAAGAUGGCCAAGCGCGCGGGUUAUGGGGUUUGGGGGCUGCCGAAUUAUGUCGUUUGGCAUGUGGAUACUGAGGAGAAGCCGGGGAAUGCGUAG
Westerdykella ornata is the source of this 1224-nucleotide messenger RNA. RefSeq lists its product as uncharacterized. The record is from RefSeq and is a predicted model, not a curated record. Gene Ontology annotation, molecular function: alpha-1,6-mannosyltransferase activity. The transcript is spliced from 4 exons. Lineage: Eukaryota; Fungi; Ascomycota; Dothideomycetes; Pleosporales; Sporormiaceae. Gene Ontology annotation, cellular component: mannan polymerase complex. Bases 1 to 1224 code for a protein of 407 amino acids. Gene Ontology annotation, biological process: cell wall mannoprotein biosynthetic process; protein N-linked glycosylation.